Messenger RNA from Knipowitschia caucasica, 909 nucleotides. The record is from the annotation of a GenBank genome assembly. Lineage: Eukaryota; Metazoa; Chordata; Actinopteri; Gobiiformes; Gobiidae.
AUGGCGAUAACACGACUGGCUUGCCUCUUGACUCUCCUCACAACUCACUGCUAUUUCAGCGUGUUAGCGGUGGUACUAAGAACGAACAACGAAUCCCCAUGGACAGACGAAUUUGACAAAAUCGAAUUAUCUUGUUUGUUUGAGUCCAUUUCAACGCUAAACCCGAGGAUAGAAUGGAAAAAGAUCAAGAAUGAAGGGCCUAGUUAUGUGUACUUUGACAAGAAAGUGUCAGGUGAUUUGGAGAACAGAGCCGUUAUUAGAGAACCAGCCACAUUAGUGAUCACCAAUGCCACCAGGUUAGAUACGGCAAAAUACCGGUGUGAAGUGACUGCGCCUGAAGACCUCAAGUCCUUUGAUGAGAUUGUGAUUGACCUCACAGUAAGAGUGAAACCAGUGAUGCCCAAGUGCAGCGUCCCCAAAUCGGUUCCCGUUGGCAAGUCGGCAGAACUGAGCUGUUUGGAAGAAGAGGGUUUCCCUAAGUCUCAGUACCAGUGGUUCAAAAACAGACAGGAAAUUCCAGAAGACCCCAAAUCCAGCCACAACUUCUUCAACUCCUCGUACACGCUCAACGCCGACUCGGGAACGCUGAACUUUAUUGCAGUCAGAAAAGAAGAUGCAGGUGAAUAUUUUUGUCGAGCGAAGAAUGACGCUGGUGCUGCCGAGUGUCCAGCUCAAACGAUGGAAGUCUAUGACAUCGAUAUUUUGGGAAUUAUCCUGGGCGUGUUAGUGGUGGUCGUGGUCCUCCUGUGUAUAACAGUAGGAAUCUGCUGUGCGUACAAAAAAGGCUAUUUCUCCGGUCAAAAACAGCCUGGAAACAAUUACAAAGUCCCAUCGAAAGGAGAUGGAGUGGACUAUGUCAGGACAGAUGACGAGGGGGAUUUCCGACACAAGUCCUCAUUUGUGAUUUGA